UACAGCGUAAUCGGAAUGUUGGUUAAUAUGGGCCGAACAUAAAAAGCCCAAAUUUGUUCUAAACCCUAAACCGGAGCAAAAUCGUUAGCUCAUGAUAUCUCUUCCUUCUUCUUCUUCUUCCUCUGAUCCUUGCAAAAGCUCACACUACUCUCUCUAAUGUCUUUACAUAUCAAGGCACCUGUUUGUCAAACUUGUGGCGACAUUGGUUUUGAAGAAGCACUAGUCUUUUGUGACUCUUGUAAGAUUGAGUCUAUUCACCGCUAUUGUAUAGGCAUAACACCGACUCCUUUUACGGAAUACAUAACUUGGAUUUGUGAGGACUGUGAUGCGAGUGACAGUGAUUCUUAUUGCAAUGAAGUUGAUCAAACUGCUAAGCUUACACAUAUCUUGAAGAAGAAGAAGAAGAAAAAGAAGAAGAGGAGAAAUCGCACUCCACUGGUUUUAGCUGAGGACAAUGGGCUCCAGGAUGCUACCAAUGUUGAACCUGUGGAGGGUUCUUUUUCACCAAUUCAAGAAACAGUGGGAUCUAAGAGAGAAGAAAGCUCAGGUAGCAGAAAGCCUCAUGAAUUGACUGGUUUAGAUGGAGAUAGAGCAUCUGUUUCGGAGGCGGAUAAGUCAUCUAGUGUACCAGAUCAUAGCUCUUGUACCAGCAAAAGGAAAGAAGUUGAUCAGACUGGACAUAACUUGGAGAAGAGUGAGAAAAAGAAGAAGAAGAAGAAGAAAAAGAGCAGCAAUCAUUCACCACCGGUUUUAGCUGUCGAGGAACAUGAGAUUCGGGAUACUACGAAUGUUGAACAUGUGGGGGUGUCUUCUUCUUCACCAACUAAAGAAAUGAUGGAGUCUAAGAGACAAGAAAACUCAGAUAGUAGAAAACCUCAUGAAUUGACUGGUUUAGUUGGAGAUAGAGCAUCUGUUUCGGAGACCGCCAAUUCAUCUAGUGUGCCUGAUUAUAAUUCUUGUGUCACCAAAAAAAGAAAAUUAAGUUCUGGAAGCAUACCGGUUGCUGAAAAUAGACAGUUAGCUGAUGGGAAUAGUUCUUGCAAAGUGGCUGAAUCAAAUACGCCUCAAACGACUGAGAGGUUGUCAUCUAGGCAUUAUAGAGCACAACCUAUCAAAAUACCGAUAUGGAGGGGAUUGAUGUCUGUUAAAGGAGGAAACAACUGUAUCAUGGAUGGAAUUGUUGCUCAUGUAUCAAGCUUAGCAUGUCCUAAAGUCCAUGAAACGGCGAGUUCAUUAAAGGGCUCCCUCUCUGCUGAAGUACUUCCCAGGUUGGAAGUAUGGCCAAAAACCUUUCUUAAGAAUGGAGGACCUAAGGAUGAAAGUAUUGCUCUGUUUUUCUUCCCUUCCAGUGAAAGUAAUGAUGAAAAGGUUUUCAAUUCCCUUGUUGAUAAAAUGAAGACGAAUGAUUCCGCGAUGAGAUUUGUGCUUAAUGAUGCAGAACUUCUACUGUUCACCUCUUAUAUGUUACCAAAGGAUUCUUGGACUUUUAACUCGAAGUAUUACCUGUGGGGCGUCUUCAAGCCCAGACAGACUUCUCGACAUUAGUCACUCUAGACUCGCUACCUUUAACAGUCUCUGAUUCAAGGUUAACACGAGAUGGAAGUAGGACUUGCAGGAUUCUCCUUCAACCUUUUUGAGUAUAUGUUAGUUCUAUUUCGGGUUUUGGUUGUCCGAUUGUUGAUAGUUAGCCAGAUGCUGUAUAGAAUCGAACCAACUUGGCAUCCUUGAUAGCAUAUCUUUGUCUUUUGGUGGAUUUGUGUGACCGAUUUCUAAAAUCUGCGGUCAUAUUAUAUGAUUCAUGCCACUUUUUGCCCCAACCUCAUAAUGUAUUCCCGCUUUAUUUCAAUAAAUGACCUUAAAAA
Molecule: messenger RNA, 1862 nt
Organism: Arabidopsis lyrata subsp. lyrata
Lineage: Eukaryota; Viridiplantae; Streptophyta; Magnoliopsida; Brassicales; Brassicaceae
Exons: 6
Coding region: 157-1545 (462 amino acids)
Source: RefSeq, a predicted model, not a curated record